Messenger RNA from Bipolaris victoriae FI3, 1689 nucleotides. RefSeq lists its product as hypothetical. Gene Ontology annotation, biological process: transmembrane transport. The record is from RefSeq and is a predicted model, not a curated record. The transcript is spliced from 4 exons. Gene Ontology annotation, cellular component: membrane. Gene Ontology annotation, molecular function: transmembrane transporter activity. NCBI's taxonomy places the organism in Eukaryota, Fungi, Ascomycota, Dothideomycetes, Pleosporales, Pleosporaceae. Bases 1 to 1689 code for a protein of 562 amino acids.
AUGACGACGCUUAAGAUCCGUCUUGUGGCCGAGGAGCCCGUGACAUCGAUGACACCGGACGACGAUAACCCCUACGAUGCAAAACAGCCCUACAACGCAGACGAAGAGGCGCUGGCAGCACUAGGAUACAAAUCUGAAUUCAAGAGAGAGUUUUCGCUCUACGCCACGUGCGCCGUGAGCUUUGCAAUCCUAGGGCUUCUCCCGAGUUUUGCAUCGACACUCUUUUUCAGCAUGGGAUACGCGGGUACCGCAGGCAUGGCUUGGGGGUGGCCGAUAGCAAUGAUUGGCAUUCAGUGCGUGGCUCUGAGCAUGGCAGAGCUGUGCAGCAGUAUGCCCACCAGCGGAGGAAUGUACUAUGCAGCUGCUGUGCUGGCGCCUCCAGCGUGGGCGCCAUUUGCAUCGUGGGUUACGUGCUGGAGUAAUUGGCUGGUGCAGAUUACGGGGGCUCCUUCUGUGAACUACGGCAUCUCAUCCAUGAUUCUGGCAGCGGCGAGUAUUACCAAUCCGUCCUACAAACCAAGCAACCUCCACACUUUUCUGCUCGCAUCCUGUAUCAUGAUUAUCCACGGCGUCAUCUCCUCGAUGCCGACGCGGUGGCUCGCACAAUUCAACUCUGCAGGCUCGACUUUCAACUUCCUCGCCGUCGUCGCUGUCCUCAUUAUGAUUCCCGCCGGCACUGACCGCCCUGAGCGCGGCCUCUCGCGUUUCACCCCUUCGACCGAAGUCUGGGGCACUAUCCACCAGGGCACGUCGUUCCCGCCGGGUAUCUGCGUGCUCAUGUCGUUUAUCGGUGUCAUUUGGACCAUGUCCGGAAUCAGCGCGCCCUUCCAUCUCUCCGAGGAAUGCUCAAAUGCAAAUGUCGCGGCGCCCCGCGCUAUCAUUGCUACGUCGAGUAUCGGUGGCGUGCUCGGAUGGGCCCUGCAGCUUGUCGUUGCGUACACCGUCGUUGAUAUCCCCGCUGUCAUUGCGUCGCCGCUCGGCCAGCCCUUUGCUGCGUACCUGAUGCAGUGCAUGACGCAGAAGAUGGCGCUGUGUAUCCUUGCGCUGACGGUUAUCGCAGGGUUUAGUAUGGGACAGGGUUGCAUGCUUGCGGCGAGUAGAGUCACGUUUGCGUAUGCCCGUGAUGGCGUCUUUCCCGGAAGUAACAUCUGGAAGGUGGUUAAUCCGUAUACUAAGACUCCCGUCAAUGCUGUGUGGGGAAAUGCCGUUAUUGGGAUUUUUCUUUUAACACUUAUUUUCGGUGGCAAUCUUGCGGUUGGAGCACUGUUUUCGAUUGGCGGUAUUGCUGCGUUUACAUCUUUCACUAUUCCUAUUGCCAUUCGCAUCCUCUUUGUUGGAGACCGCUUCCGACCUGGUCCGUGGAACUUGGGCAAGUACUCGAUUGCUUGUGGUACUGUCGCCUGCUCUUUUGUCGCUCUCAUGAUCCCGAUUCUCUGCUUCCCCAGUGUCACUGGCAAUCAAUUGACCGCUAAAACAAUGAACUGGACGUCAGUUUGUUACGGCAGCCCAAUGUUCAUCAUCAUAUGUUGGUGGUUCAUCUCUGCGCACAAGUGGUUCACGGGUCCCAAGGUGAAUGUUGAGCAUAUGAUGAUUGGCCGCGAUGUCAUCAUGGUAGAUGGCCAGGAAGUGGCAAGUGAUAGCGGUAGUGAUGGUGCUAAUGUCUCUUCGGAUAAGGUUGUCAAAUCAUGA